CUAAUUGUUUUAUACCUCACCAUGUAUGGUGUAGUUAAACAACUCCCAAAUCAUACACACUAUAUAAGCACAUGAAUGGCAUAAAAGAAACUAAUUUUGUGCAUGCCACCACUACCAUACCAAAUACACCAAACUUUUCACUCAUCCACUCCAUCCAAAUUCCCUAGUUUUCAACACACUCAACAACCGUGGAAUGCGUUACCUUCUUCUUCUCUAGAAUUUUCAUCUUAUAAUAAUAAUAAUCCAAUCCAUGUUCCUUUCCUAUCCUUAAACUCACCAAAACCAUGCCGUUUCCAUGGAACAAGAAGAAAAACCGGGUCACCCGAAUUUCUCAAAUCUUCGCCGAUCUCCAUUCCCCCAACCGCCGCCGCUCCCUCGUCGUCCAAACCGGCUUCCCCACCUCCCUCAUCGACCUCUUCGUCAACAACCGCUCCCGCUUCACCAAACCCCGCUCCAACAAACCACCGCCAGACACCGCCGAUUUUCCUCCGCCGCCGUCUCCGGCCACCUCUCCCCCACCGAUGACUCCGCCACCGGUCUCGAACAUUCCUCCGACGGGUCCGUUAAUCGCGGAAAACACCGUUCCUGAUCGGGUCCGUGAAUGCGGGUCCGGACCCGGUGCUACUCUGCUUGUUGUUAAGGUGUUGCUGGUGGCGGUUCUGGUGGCGAGCGUGGAGAGGCUCACGGUUGGGAUCACCGUGUCGGCGUUUGCGCUUCUGCUUCUCGAAUACGCAGGGAAACGCGUCGUUUCGAGCGGUUCAAUGGAAUCUCUGCUCCGACGAGUCUCCUCGGUUCGAAUUCAGUUGAAGACGAGCGAGGUUUGUGAACACUCCGCAACUGAAUUGAAUCGAUUGAUCUCGAAUGUUGAUGAAAUUGAAGCUGUGGAAGCGAAUGAGAUUGCUCGUGAAUUGGAUUCUCCGAUGGUGAUGAUGGAGCCAUUACCAUUAGCUUCUUCAGAGUGCAAGGUAAGAAGAAGUAGCCGUAGCGGUAGGUUCAAGAGCAAGAUGGUGAAGAAGCUUGUGCCUAAGAAGUUUCGUGGAUCCAAGAAAGAGAACAGGGAUAAUAAACAGAAUGAAGCUGAGUCAGGGAGUGAGGUUUCAAGUGGUCUUGGAGAGGAAGAGAAGUUUCAAUCUCUUGAGAUUGAACAUGAGUGUGUUGAUGAUGAUGAUUAUGAUGAGGUAAAUGGUGGUGGAAAUGGAAAUGGAAUCACUUAUUCCAAAGAAUCAUCACUUGAGGAAGAAAAGAAGAGAAUAGAAAGUGUUGGGGUUGUGAAUUCAGGUUAUAGUUACACAAUUCUAGUUAUAAUCACCCUUGUAGGACUACUUGUAGGGCGUUUUCCUGCACUGAUACUCACAAUGGCAUGGUGUUUCUUGCUAAAGAUAGUUAAAGUCCUCUGCAGAUGACAGAAUGUUCUGAUCCAAAUUGUUGAUAUCGUGUGUGUUUGGUUUCAAAUCUGGAGAGGUUAAACGUGGAUCCAGAAAUCCAAAAACAAUUAUUUCUUGCUUUUGAAAACGUGGAUCAGAGCCAAACGUGAAUCCUGGAUGAGUUUUUCAAACACAAACGAUACGAUGGAGUAUAGGGUUGUGUCUGAUCCUUUUACAUUAGAUGAUAAUGAUUCAUGAUGUUUAGUCAAAAAAAUACUGAGAGCUGAUUCCCAUGAUAGGAACUCCAACCAUUUGUUGGGAAAUGGAAUCCAACUUGAUGCGUUGUAUCUGGGAGUUUGUAAAUUUACAGAUACUAAUGAGUAAUGAAAUGGGAUACUAUAUUCUUUGUCUGUC
This is a messenger RNA of Lotus japonicus, 1778 nucleotides long. RefSeq lists its product as uncharacterized. The transcript has a single exon. The record is from RefSeq and is a predicted model, not a curated record. NCBI's taxonomy places the organism in Eukaryota, Viridiplantae, Streptophyta, Magnoliopsida, Fabales, Fabaceae. The coding region runs from base 285 to 1403 and encodes 372 amino acids.